AGGAGGGGAAGUGCGAUUGACCUUGAAAGUGCACGUGAGUUGUCAAAACACCGCAAAUCGGAGGAUUUUGCACAGCGAAUUAUUGGGGAAAUAUGUGGUAAUUUGAGAAGAAUCCAGUGGAUUGCAGCAUCAGCGAUAGCGACAGGAGGCGAUAAAGCGAAGGAGGAAGCGAGAGAAGGAGAGAAGAAGAAUGUUACGGCAUCGCCAAGUGUGCGCAAAAUCGUCAGUCUCGAGUCAGACUUGCUCUGGGGUGAUCUUGGGGAGAGUGCAUGAGUUGGCCAUCCAGAAGCGUCUCUCUUCUGCACUGAGUGUUGCGUGAGCGGUUCUGCGUGAGUGCCAUGGAUCCCAUGAAGAUUGCGGUGCCGGAGAUGGACAAGCUCUUCUCCAUCGACGGCUACUUGAGGCUGCACGAGCGGGAGUUGAGACGCAGACACGGCGUGAUCAAGGACUGGCUGGACAAGAUAGCCAAGAAUGAGGAUGGCGGCGUGGAUGGCUUCUCGCAGGCCUACAAGUACUUCGGGAUACACGUCCAGCCGGACAAUGCGGUUGUGGCGCGAGAGUGGGCGCCGGGGGCGCAAGAAGUCUUCCUCACGGGUGACUUUAAUGGGUGGCAAUGGGAGGCGACGCCGUACACGAAGCUGGAAUUCGGCAAGUGGGAGCUGACGAUUCCGCCGAAGGAGGACGGCUCGUGUGCCAUCCGACACCUGUCGGAGAUCAAAGUGAUCGUGCGCACGCGGGAUGGCACACUGGUGGACAGACUGUCGCCGUGGGCGAAGUACGUGGUGCAGCCGCCCAAGGAGGCCAACCAGGGCACGAACUACAAGCAAUACCUGUGGCAUCCGCCACCGCAUGAGAAGUACAUGUUCCGCUAUAGCCGUCCCGCGAAGCCCAACUCCAUGCGCAUCUACGAGUGCCACGUGGGCAUCGCCACGGAGGAGCUGGGCGUGGGAAAGUACAGGGAGUUCGGCGAUAAAAUCAUUCCCAGGAUCGUGCGGCAGGGCUACAACGCCAUCCAGGUGAUGGCCAUCAUGGAGCACGCGUACUAUGCCAGCUUCGGCUAUCAGGUGACCAGCUUCUUCGCCGCCUCCAGUCGCUACGGCACGCCAGAUGAGCUCAAGUACAUGAUCGACAUGGCGCACAAGGCGGGCCUGUACGUCCUGCUGGACGUUGUGCAUUCCCACGCGAGCAAGAACGUGGCGGACGGCCUGAACAGGUUCGACGGCACCAACACGUGCUUCUUCCACGACGGCGCGCGCGGUGAGCAUCCGCUGUGGGACAGUCGCCUGUUCAACUACACGGAGUACGAGGUGAUGCGCUUCCUCAUCUCCAACCUCCGCUGGUGGCACGAUGAGUACAACUUUGAUGGCUACAGAUUCGACGGCGUCACGUCCAUGCUGUACCACUCGAGGGGCGUCGGGGAGGGCUUCAGUGGGGACUACAAUGAGUACUUUGGCCUCAACGUCGACACGGACGCUCUGGUGUAUCUCGCUGUGGCCAAUGAGAUACUGCACAAUCUGGACAAGGAGAUUACCACAAUAGCCGAGGACGUUUCCGGGAUGCCCACGCUCUGUCGGCCAGUGUCUGAGGGUGGUGUUGGAUUCGAUUACCGCCUGGGAAUGGCGAUUCCUGACAAAUGGAUUGAGUAUCUUAAGGAGAAGCGCGACGAUGACUGGAACAUGGGCAACCUCGUGCACACCCUGACGAAUCGCCGGUGGAUGGAGAAGACCGUGGCGUAUGCAGAAUCUCACGAUCAGGCACUGGUUGGCGACAAAACGCUGGCCUUCUGGCUGAUGGACAAGGAGAUGUACACGCACAUGUCCACCAUGUCUGGAUCGUCGCUCAUCAUCGAUCGCGGCGUGGCGCUGCACAAGAUGAUCAGGCUGAUCACGCACUCGCUCGGUGGCGAGGCUUAUCUUAACUUCAUGGGCAACGAAUUCGGCCAUCCCGAGUGGCUGGAUUUCCCGCGCGUGGGCAACAACGACUCCUAUCACUACGCCAGGCGCCAGUGGCACCUGGUGGACGAUGAAAUGCUAAAGUACAAGUUCCUCAAUGAAUUCGACCGUGCCAUGAACAUCCUAGAGCUGCGCUACAACUGGCUCUCCAGCCAUCCGGCGUACGUGAGCUGGAAGCACGAGGACGACAAGGUGAUUGUGUUCGAACGCGCCGGGCUGCUCUUCGCCUUCAACUUCCACCCUUCGAAGAGCUUCACCGAUUACAGGCUGGCCGUAGAUGUGGCGGGAAGGUACAAGAUAGUCCUGAACACGGAUGAUCCGCUCUUUGGCGGCCACAAUCGCGUGGACGCGAAGGUGGAUCACUUGUCGACGCCCGAAGGCUACGCCGGAAGGAGGAACUUCAUCCAGGCCUAUCUACCGGCCAGGACGGCCUUCGUGUAUGCCAAAUUCGAUUGAGCCCUGAAAAGAGGAGGGAAUAAAGGAAUUAUUCAGUUA
Phlebotomus argentipes is the source of this 2447-nucleotide messenger RNA. It is a transcript of the gene AGBE, whose product is annotated as 1,4-alpha-glucan-branching enzyme. The coding region runs from base 339 to 2408 and encodes 689 amino acids. The record is from RefSeq and is a predicted model, not a curated record. The transcript is spliced from 6 exons. Gene Ontology annotation, cellular component: cytoplasm. Gene Ontology annotation, molecular function: cation binding; 1,4-alpha-glucan branching enzyme activity; hydrolase activity, hydrolyzing O-glycosyl compounds. NCBI's taxonomy places the organism in Eukaryota, Metazoa, Arthropoda, Insecta, Diptera, Psychodidae. Gene Ontology annotation, biological process: glycogen biosynthetic process.